This is a messenger RNA of Kwoniella shivajii, 2211 nucleotides long. RefSeq lists its product as uncharacterized. Gene Ontology annotation, biological process: DNA-templated transcription; regulation of DNA-templated transcription. NCBI's taxonomy places the organism in Eukaryota, Fungi, Basidiomycota, Tremellomycetes, Tremellales, Cryptococcaceae. Gene Ontology annotation, molecular function: zinc ion binding; DNA binding; DNA-binding transcription factor activity, RNA polymerase II-specific. The record is from RefSeq and is a predicted model, not a curated record. The transcript has 18 exons. Bases 1 to 2211 code for a protein of 736 amino acids.
AUGUUGUCUUCAAGAAGGUCUAAACAAUCCUGCACUGAGUGCAGGCGGCGGAAGAUAAGAUGUAAUCGUCGAAUACCAUGCGAAACAUGCACUGCGCGGGGUGAGGAAGAUCUCUGCGAGGGAAAAGCUGUGACUCAAGCUUCCGGAGACCGCUCAUUUCCGCGUAUGAAGGACUUCAGAGCUCUAGCUGCUCGUGUCGCGCAACUUGAAAACCAAAUGUCCAAUAUGCAAGAUCAAGGGCACAUCUCACAGACACAGACAUCAUUCUCACCAUCCCACAUGUCCAUGACUAUGCCGCUAGAGGCAAAUCAAUCUGCUGCAAAUGAUGUACCGCUUCCUUCGACUGUAACAUCACCUGCGCAGUCUUCGCUAUCCUCAGACCUGCAUCAGGCUAUGGAUCAGAAUACUGGGAGUCCCAUGUUACCCUUUGGUGUGGUACACGCAGCCGAGGACUCUGUUGCUCUGGUACUGGAGGACUUCGCUAUGGGACAUAUAGCUAACAAAGAACGGGCUGGACGACGUCAAGAUCCCAAAAUCUCAAACCAGCUGUACCAGGCUGUGAGCAAGGCCGUCUCCAUCCUUCCUGAUGCUGGACGGAGCCUCUUUCUCAUCAAUUUUUACUUCACUCAUAUAGAUUGGAAUACUAAGUUUAACCGAUUUGCUAGUCUAAGUAAAGAGAGGAUGUCAGCUGAGGUGCGGCCAGAGUGGUUGACUGUACACUUGAUGGUCUUAUGCCUCUCGGUACAUCUUUUGGCAAAUUCAGAACGUCAAAUCCUUGGAAUCAGAGGUGAUCAAUGGCAAGAGAUAGCUAGAGGAUUGUUUCUUGCUUCUCAAGACGUCCUCUUCGCUUCUAGCUUUCUCUCUCGUCAUAGUAUUGAGCACCUCCAAUAUGACGCCGAUGAUGCGGCGGAUUCCCAUUGGGCGCUGAUCGGGUCGGCAGUCAAGAUAGCCCAAAAUCUGGGUCUGCAUCGAUUAGGGCGCGAAGAUCAAGGUUCGACAACAAAGUGGCCCAAGCCCUGGCAAAACGCAUUGCAUCGAGAGAUUGGACGUCAUGUUUGGUGGAACAUAGUCUUCUUGGAUUGGUCACACGCUUUAUCACACGGAAUGACGUAUUGUGUGCACUCAAGGCAGAACCUCACAAGUUUCCCAGCCAACAUCAAUACAGCCGAUCUCACAGCACACACGUCCUUGUCACCUCUACCGUUGUCGCAAUAUACGACUGCCAGCUACACCAUCUUCAGAUUGCGAUUCCUGGUCUUGUACAAGGAGCAUAUCGAUCAUCUGGUGAAAAACCAACCAGCCGACUACGCUUUCCUCACGCGUAUGGAUUCACGUUUUGUAGCCUUGCGGGAUGGUCUACCUACUUACUUUCAAAACGAUGAAAACAGUAAACGUCUUGCCACUGAGCUAAAUACUCCAUGUAUUGUCAGCGAGAGUAUUGCGAUUCGAAUGAUUGCGGCCAAUCGAUUGUUGCGUCUGCAUCGACCGUAUCUCGUCCUGGGAUAUCAAGAUCCGAAAUAUCGACAAUCUACUGAACAAUGUGUAAGAUCCGCUCGUACUCUACUGACAUUAUAUGAGACGGCGAGAAUUACAGCACCUACUCUCGUUAAUUACUGGUUGGUUCUUUUUUACGCCUUCGCUGCCGCUGUGGUUAUUUUCAUACAACUCUGUCACAGCGAUCGUGAAGGAAGAGAAGAAUGUAAGAUUCUGCUGUUCCGUGCCAUGGACCUCUUCAGGGCUGUCCGGGAAGUUAGUGCUGCUGCUCGAAAUGCUGUGGUCAUCCUGGAAAGCUUGUUGACGGCCGAGGCUAGCCUUGCUGCUGAAGGUAAUUAUGACACGCUUUACGGCCACGCAAAUGGUGGUACCGCGCCUGAAGAAGAUUCGUUAUUCAGACGCGCGGUUCGACGUGUAUUGAGUUCCCCGCCUUUUUCGGAAUUGUUUACGGUCCCCGCUCCCACCUCGACUGGGAAUACGAUGCCUUGGGAUUCAGCCCCGCAACAUGGUGGACAACACCUCGGUAUCGACGGGGACAAUAUGGACGGUAUGUGGCAAGGCGCCGUUCACGGUCACGCAAGUAUUCGUCAAAAUCUUGGAUUUGGACUCGCUGAGCUGGCUAGUUUUGCACCUGAUCAAGCAUUGGAUCCCAUCUUAGCAUCAGGUGAUAACGGGGAAUUGGACUUGGAAUCGUUUUUAGCCACCUUGACCUCAUGA